AAAACAUAUUUAUUUAUUUAUUUAUUUUAAAAAAGAAUAACCCCUAAAGUGUAUGUGGCAGGAGGGAGCCAUAAACAGCCCAGAAUAUCCUAUAGGAGGACAUGACUGAUGGACUGAUCAGUGAACUCUUCACACAUUUUGUUGCAGGUCUCACUUGUACAUCUGUAUUUCACACUGCACCUUCGUUGCCAUGCAAUAUUGCAUCAUAGCAAGCUUCAGUUUUAAUUUCAGCCAUUGAAUACACAGCUUCCACCCUUCCCUUCUUACAAGAUUCCCACCAUUCAUCUUUAGGAUUUCAACAUUCAUGCAAAUAUUCCUUUCUGAUUCAGCUGCGUCACGAGGUCUCUCAGCGACUUCCUCCUGUUGCCUCUGCUUUUAGCCUGACACCCACUCACUGCAUGUUUUUGAUCUUGUUUUCACCAAGAACUCCUCUGUCCUCCUGUUUCACUUCAGAAUAAAACCUCUGAAAGAUUCUGAAGUUUUAAGCGGGGGAAAGGUGAUGCUAUGGCAGCUAUUCCAACACCACCAUUACCCACAGAAAAGCUACUGACCAGCCCAUUUAUGAAGAAGAUGAAUACACCGACUUUGCAAGAGGAUGCCAACGUGGCUGUCAUAGGAGCUGUCAUCGCUGUGGUUUUCGUCACUCUCCUUUCGGUCGUCGUGCUGAUCAUCGUUUACCUGUACAAGAACAAAGGCACCUACCGCACCUAUGAACAAGCUCCACCGGAUCCAGAGGGCUCGGUCCAAAUGGAGGAUCUCCCAUGUAAAGGCGAGAAGGAAGAAUAUUUUAUAUAGCUGCCAGCAUGCUUUGGACACUGAGAUCUUAAGCAAACUGUUUAUUACAUUGUAAACUGUUUGUUACGUUUGACACCCAUUUUUGUCAAGGAAUUAAAGCUGUAUUAUUUAUUUCAUUUUAUAUCACACCGUGUUCCUAAGCAGCUCGACUAGGCACUGGAAUAGGAGUUGUGUAUUGUGACAGCAUAGAGGUUGCCCCUUUACAGGUCCAAUAGCUGUGAUCUCUGGGAUGCUCAAAGUCAAGUUGCAACACACAGACCCUCUAUGAACCCUCUGUGUUUAUUUGGGGUUAGAGUAGGCAAAUACGUCAUUGGAGUACUGAACACUUCUUUCCCUCUUACUACCAUCUAAGCCUGAUACACUCAGAUGACUGCGACAGGUGCAGGAAAAUGGACUGGCAAAAAAUUAUACUACUUUUGCUUUUCCAGUACCUAUAAACCUGCAGUGGUCAUAGCAUAAAGCAUAUUUGCAUUUAACCUUGCUUCUCUGCAGUAAUAAACACUCAUGCAUGUGACUGAGGCUUCAAGACAGUUUUAGUCUCAUGUGAAAAUCUCCAGUGUAUGACAAAGCCAGUAUGUGUCUACUCAACUGUGCGUCUCUGAUAAUUGUACAAUUCAUGCAGUUUCAAACAGCUUCUCUCUCAGGCUCAUGCUUUACAUUGUGUGUGACAAUGUGCAGAAAAAUGAAAUUUACCGGUAAUCUUUCUUCUCUUUGGCUCCAGUCAUUCUGCAUUCUGAAAUUUUGAUAUCAAGGUUCCUGUGGCAAUUGAUGCUUUUUUCAGCUUCACUCUUUAAGAAGAUCUGCGUUACAGUAUUAAGAUUGUAUCUUGAGAAUACAAGUGUUGUGAAAACAGCAGCCCCUCUGAAGUUCUCUCCCUUCCCUCUGCAACACAUAACCAACAGCCUGGCAUCCCCAAUGGCACUGAUCCGGCACCAGCAAGGAAAUGCACACACUGCGAAUGACUCAUUGCUUUUGGAGGUUUGCAUUUCUGUAUUUGUAUGUCCUAAACCGGCUGUUUGCUUUUUAAACUAUUUUCUCAAAUUUCUGCAAGUUGCUUUCGAAAUUUUAUACGGAAUAAAACACUUGACCAGAUCAGUUUGGAGGUAAAUGUUGCCACACACUACGGAAAGGGGAAAUAAUCUGAUGUGGCAGUGCCAUUUUGUACGGCACCCCAACAUCGUAUGUAGCAAACCAGCCUUCCAUAAAAGCAGCGGUGUGUGAUAUGCAUUCUUAAAUGCUACUUCAAUUUGAAAUUUUGGAGAUGAAAUCUGUCUUGUCUAUGUAAAUGUGUUCAGAAUUAAGAGUUUUAAUGCCAAACUGAAUGUAAUGAUAAGCCAGGAGUGGGGUGCCUUUGCCUCCCCAGGCCCCAGGCAGCCUAGGCAACGGUCAAGGAAGAUGAGAGUUGCCAACUAACAUCACCUGCAGGGGAUCAGGUUCCCCACUGCUAUGCUACAUGCAUUGUUAGGAAGCCUGUUGGUAUUUUUAAAUCAAUCACGCAAGGGAACAGAUCAUUGAGAUCAGAGUGUAUGUUACUCUCCCCACGGCAGUCCUGACAAAAACCAUUCUCCCCAUAUGGUUGGGGAUAAUAGUAGUUUGAGAGAGGUCAGGGCCACAAUGCAGAAGAGGAGGGUUAAAUCUCCCCUCUGCAUGCUGCUGCAGUCCUAAGGACUCCCCCACCAAUUUUGAAAACAACUGAUGGGCUUCCUAAAGACACAUUUCACAUCCCAUGUAGUUUGACGCUAAAAGCUGAAUAACCAAACGGUGUUUCACGCUGACCAGUUACACUGCGCAGAGAAACAAAUAAAGGCAAAACAGAUUUUAAAUGUUCCGGUGUUAUGAUGGACAGGAAUUUAAGAGGCUAAAUUCAACUCUGUCACUUUAUUCAAAUUUUCAAAAUAGCCUUUAUUCUACUUGUUUUUAGUAUAAAAAGUCCACAAGUUAAGUGCACCACAGUGUUUACAGAGAGACCUAGAAUCCCAACCUUUCAUUAACAGUCAGCUGUAUGGUUGACCAUGACACAUACAACACACAGAAAAUUAAGAUAAAAUAUAUUCACCAAAUCUGAUAAUUUUUUUAAUUCAUAAAAACAAAAGCAAACAACAACAAAAAAAGAUUGAGGAUCCCUGAAAUAUUCUUCUUAACUCUAAUAAGACUUCAUUGUACCCAAGCCACUUUGUAACGUUUGCAUCUAAAACAAAACAAAAAACCAACUCAUCAAAGCCAGCACCUUUGCAUGCUGAUUGACAUCCAACAGACCUUCUCGUCUCUCUAGCCUGAAUAACAUUCCAUACAGUUUUGUUAUGAAUACACCGGGUUGCUUUUU
Zootoca vivipara (common lizard) is the source of this 3118-nucleotide messenger RNA. RefSeq names its product small cell adhesion glycoprotein (gene SMAGP). NCBI's taxonomy places the organism in Eukaryota, Metazoa, Chordata, Lepidosauria, Squamata, Lacertidae. The record is from RefSeq and is a predicted model, not a curated record.